Molecule: messenger RNA, 325 nt
Organism: Dentiscutata erythropus
Lineage: Eukaryota; Fungi; Glomeromycota; Glomeromycetes; Diversisporales; Gigasporaceae
Source: the annotation of a GenBank genome assembly
AUGUCUAGUUCUGAAAAAUUCGAAUUGUCUAGUUCUGGUUCUAAGCAUUUUGCACCACCUUUUGUUUAUUCUAGCUUGUCUGGUCUUACAAAUUUAGAGUUUUCUACCUCUGUGAGCUUGGAGUUAUCUGGCUAUGCAAAUGUUUCAACUGGUAUUAUGAGUUCCGGGUUUCAAGAUGGUUUUUCUAGUUUGAGUUCUGGGUCUCAAAAUGUUUCUUCUAGUUUAAGCUCUGGGCUUCAAGAAAAAGAUCAGAAUUGUGGUUAUGUGGUUAUUCCACAUAUAGAAGGAAGUUCUAAUGAAUUAACAGGAAUUUUUUGGAUGAAUA